Aspergillus ochraceoroseus IBT 24754 is the source of this 225-nucleotide messenger RNA. RefSeq lists its product as uncharacterized. NCBI's taxonomy places the organism in Eukaryota, Fungi, Ascomycota, Eurotiomycetes, Eurotiales, Aspergillaceae. Bases 1 to 225 code for a protein of 74 amino acids. The transcript has 2 exons. The record is from RefSeq and is a predicted model, not a curated record.
AUGGCAGAACCAAAAAAGACCCCCCAAGGAGCAACCUCCAGCGACUGGACUCAGGGCCUCUGGAACCCAAUUCGCUCAUAUCUUACCGCAGAGCCUAAGUCCGCGGAUUUAAAAGCAACCGAUCGUUACCGUCCUGGGCCGAUGGAGAGUGAGCAGAUUGAUCAUUUGGAUAAGGAGAAGAUUGCGGAAUAUCUCCAGGAGAAACAUCGCAGCAGUGCUCGCUAG